UAUCAGCCGCUACCACCGGGUAUAUUCGGAGUUUGGGUUAUCUGUGUUAGAUAAUUAAUAGUAGACAAGGACUUUCACCAUGCAAAUUUUUGUCAAAACCUUAACAGGUAUGUUGCCAUGAGGGGGCGUUGUCCGUGUCGGUUGGGCUGUGGCCGGUAAAGAUGCCAGUGAUGUCGUGGACGUGACGAAAGCGGACGUACUUCUAACUCGUGUUGUCGCUUUGUAUCGUGUGUAAUCGCAACGAAUUCAAUGAGUAGGUAAGACCAUCACUCUUGAUGUCGAGCCAUCGGACACUAUUGACAACGUCAAGACCAAGAUCCAGGACAAGGAAGGAAUCCCUCCUGAUCAACAACGUCUUAUCUUUGCCGGAAAGCAAUUGGAAGAUGGACGCACCUUGAGCGAUUACAACAUCCAAAAGGAAUCCACCCUUCACUUGGUUCUUCGUCUCCGAGGAGGAGGUAAGAAGCGCAAAAAGAAGGUCUWCACCAGACCCAAGAAGACCAAGCACGUCCACAAGGCCGUCCCUAUGCAAAGUUUGAAAUACUACCGAGUUGAGGCCGAUGGCAAGGUCACCCGCCUUCGAAAAUACUCCCCUGUGGCAGGAAUUGGCUGCUUCAUGGCCCAGCACCACGACCGUUACUACUGCGGAAAGUCCCACACCACCUUCUUGUAUGAUGAUAUGAAGGAGUAAACUAACACAAUAUAAAUCAUUCCUCUAAGGACCCAAUAUUUUUUAUGAAACAAUUGAAUCGACUGAGACAUUGA
This is a messenger RNA of Pseudo-nitzschia multistriata, 765 nucleotides long. Lineage: Eukaryota; Bacillariophyta; Bacillariophyceae; Bacillariales; Bacillariaceae. The record is from the annotation of a GenBank genome assembly.